AGAGCUGUAAAGUGAAAUUAAAGAAACACCAUCCUGGAGAUCAGGAGCAGUAAUAACUCGCUUUAUGUCGCAGCUUUACGCGCCGUGGCUCGAUCUGACGCGCAGCAGCAGGUGAGCGCACAUGGGAGGGAGCACGUUCCUCCGUUUGAGUCAGUGACUGAGGAAAAGUCUCUGAGAAGAAGUAGAGCCCCCCACAGGAGCGCAGCGGGGGGCCAUGGUGUCGGAUCCCGCCCCCUGUCCGGCCAGCGCACGGAGGUCCUCUGCAGCGCUGGCCCGUGGGAGCAGACCCCCGGACCUGGAGCUGAUGGAGACCACCUUCAACGAGACCCCGCUGGACGAGGGCACGUUUCGAUUCAAAAUGCCAGGGGACGGGACCACCCCCAGUGAGGCACCCCCCAUCCACCCGCACCCCUACCACUCCCACCCUCGGAUGUCCAUGCGCAUGUCGGUGUACAGCACCGGGAUCCGACCGGCCCUCACCCGGGCGAUCGUCCAGGGACGCGUGUACAACUUUCUGGAAAGGCCGUCUGGCUGGAAGUGCUUCGUGUACCACUUCAGUGUGUUUCUCAUAGUUCUGGCUUGUCUGAUCCUGAGUGUCCUCUCCACCAUCGACCAGUACCAGGCUCUGGCCCACACCACACUCUUCUGGGUGGAGAUCGUCCUUGUCGUGUUCUUCGGCGUGGAGUACUUUGUCCGCCUCUGGUCGGCCGGCUGCCGCAGCAAGUACGUCGGCAUCUGGGGCCGACUGCGCUUUGCCAGGAAGCCCAUAUCUAUUAUAGACCUGAUCGUGGUUGUUGCCUCGGUGAUCGUUCUGUCGGUGGGAUCCAAAGGGCAAGUGUUCGCCACCUCUGCUGUGAGAGGGAUUCGCUUCCUGCAGAUCCUGCGCAUGCUUCACGUUGACCGGCAGGGAGGAACCUGGCGUCUCCUGGGCUCGGUGGUCUUCAUGCAUCGGCAGGAGCUGAUCACGACCUUGUACAUCGGCUUCCUGAGCCUGAUCUUCUCCUCCUACUUUGUCUACCUGGCAGAGAAAGACGCCGUCGACAGCAGCGGCUCCGUCGAGUUUGGGAACUACGCCGACGCUCUGUGGUGGGGAGUGGUGACGGUGACGACCAUCGGCUACGGAGACAAAGUGCCACAGACCUGGAUCGGAAAGACCAUCGCCUCCUGUUUCUCAGUCUUUGCCAUUUCCUUCUUCGCCCUGCCUGCAGGGAUCCUGGGCUCCGGCUUCGCCCUGAAGGUUCAGCAGAAGCAGAGACAGAAACACUUCAACAGACAGAUCCCUGCAGCCGCCCGCCUCAUUCAGACGUCAUGGAGAUGUUUUGCGGUGGAGAACUUGGAAUCAGCCACGUUCAAGAUGUUUUUGAAGAAGCGGUCCCACCUCAUUGCCGCCUCGUUGUCUACGCCCAAGACCAAGAAAUCGGUGAAGAUAAGGAAGAAGUUGAAGAGCACAGACAAGGACAACGGUCUGAUGUCUCCCACCAUCCCCAGCAUCACCUUCGACUCGGUGUUUGACAGCGGGAGGGAGCUGAGCUCGGACGUUUACAGCACCGUGGGCACAGAUCAUCAGCAGUCCUGGACGUCUUUAUCCUCCCUUCAGUUCAGCUCCCCCCCUCCAGUGGAGAGACGCCCGGGCCUCUUGGAUGUUCAGUCCCCCCCCCACCUCCAGAGGAACUGCAGCUUCGCAGACGACCUGGAGCUGGAGCCGGAGCGCUACAGCGAGCUGGCUCCCGUCAGCUCAGUGUCACAAAUGACAGAGUCGCACAGAAAAGCCAUUCGAGUGAUCCAGAGGAUGCGCUACUUCGUGGCCAAGAGGAAUUUCCAGCAAGCGCGUAAGCCGUACGACGUGCGGGACGUGAUCGAGCAGUACUCCCAGGGUCACCUCAACCUCAUGGUGCGGAUCAAGGAGCUGCAGAGGAGAAUGGACCAGUCUUUAGGGAAGAUAACUUUGUUCCAGACGGGCCCAGACAGAGCCAGGGACAAAGGCACCAACUCCAUCGGCUCCAGACUCAACAGGAUGGAGGACAAGAUAACGCACGUGGACCAGACUCUGAAGCGUAUUGCCGAGUCGCUGUCCUUCCUGCGGGACCAGAGGGACGCCGGGGGGGGCGAAGGUGGGGACAGGCCGAGACCUCAGCCAAGGCGGAGCAGUAAUGUCGCCCCCCCCGGCCAGGACAGCCUGCCGAGCUACGAGCAGCUGUCCUCAUCGCCCUCGUCCGUCUCCUUCAGCAACGCACCUGGUUCCAACGCUCGCUUCACUGCCACGGCCAAUCAGGACGAGGGCUGCUGAUCCGUCUCUCCAUCCGUCCAUCACUCCGACUGUCUGUCUGUCCCCCUGUAUGUCCCUCACUGUCUGUCUGUCCACCUGUAUGUCCCUCACCGUCUGUCUGUCCACCUGUAUGUCCCUCACUGUCUGUCUGUCCACCUGUAUGUCCCUCACCGUCUGUCUGUCCACCUGUAUGUCCCUCACCGUCUGUCUGUCCACCUGUCUGUCCCUCACUGUCUGUCUGUCCACCUGUAUGUCCCUCACUGUCUGUCUGUCCACCUGUAUGUCCCUCACUGUCUGUCUGUCCACCUGUAUGUCCCUCACUGUCUGUCUGUCCACCUGUAUGUCCCUCACCGUCUGUCUGUCCACCUGUAUGUCCCUCACUGUCGGUCUGUCCACCUGUAUGUCCCUCACCGUCUGUACAUCCAUCCACUGUUGUUCCUAUCCCAUUCAUCCAUCUCUGUCCAUCUCUAUCCAUCCAUUCAGCUUUUCGUCAGUCCACCCACUGUUAUUUCUAUCCCAUCCAAUCCGUCUGUCUGUCCAUCCGUCCAUCCAUCCAUCCAUCCGUAUAUUUAUUCCAUCCGUCCAUCUCUCUUAUCAGAAACAUCUCAUGAGACUGUUAAUAAGUGAAAGAGAAGAAAGAAAUGAAAUGAUUUCCAUGUUGGUUUGUUUCAUAGCAGAAGUCUGUUAGAUGUAUUCAGGCUAAAGCAGCAGCAUCAUGUUCUGUGAUUCAAUAUCAUAUAAAUAUAUAUAUAUUUGAAAUCAUUUUAAUCACCUUCAUCUUUGGGGAGAGGCCUUAUAUUUCAUUACUUCUCAUAUCAUUUUAAUCAAUUGCUGUUUUCCCCUUUUUAAUUUUAAUUUCACCUUUUCUCGCGAAUGUUUAGACGUAUUCUUCUGUAGCAAUAAAUGAUUGUGGUUAUUAUUAUUAU
Messenger RNA from Limanda limanda (common dab), 3192 nucleotides. RefSeq names its product potassium voltage-gated channel, KQT-like subfamily, member 1.1 (gene kcnq1.1). Gene Ontology annotation, molecular function: voltage-gated potassium channel activity. The record is from RefSeq and is a predicted model, not a curated record. The transcript has 17 exons. Gene Ontology annotation, biological process: transmembrane transport; potassium ion transport. Gene Ontology annotation, cellular component: membrane. Bases 215 to 2287 code for a protein of 690 amino acids. Lineage: Eukaryota; Metazoa; Chordata; Actinopteri; Pleuronectiformes; Pleuronectidae.